AAGAAGAAGAAGAAGUCAACAAAUGCGUUGAUAUAAAUACUGUCUGUACGAUUGCGCGUUAAAUUUAGCGUUUGCUCUUGUGUGUGUAAUAUUUUAUCUAGUUUUACUUCCUAAUGUAAUUUUAUUUCUUCCAAAAUACACAAUUUAGACAGGAGAAGGCCUAAUCUGCGAAACUGGUUGUCUGUCAAUCUCUUAAUAAUGCGGCAUAAGCCAUUUAGUAACUGAUUAUAAGCACGUUGUUUAUGGUACAAACAUUACCUUUAAUGUCAAACGACGAAUAAUCUAAAUGCUAUUUUAUUUUACAGGCGUCAUGUCCUUCAACAUUGCACAAAGUCUCCGGAGACCAGUUAUUUUCCUGGCGUUUCUUGUUCUCAUAGAAGUGGUGUCGUUUGCUAAUGCAGAUAAGAGUUUUGAAGAUAUGCGUUGCAAGUGCAUCUGUCCACCUUACAGAAACAUCACUGGUCAUAUAUACAAAAAGAAUGUGACCCAGAAAGACUGUAACUGUCUGCAUGUGGUGGAGCCCAUGCCAGUGCCUGGUCAUGAUGUGGAGGCCUACUGUCUGCUCUGUGAGUGCAAGUAUGAAGAACGAAGCAGCAACACCAUCAAGGUGACCAUUAUCAUCUACUUGUCAGUGGUCGGAGCUCUUUUACUGUACAUGCUGUUCCUGCUUCUGAUUGAUCCUCUGAUUCGCAAACAUGAUCCGUACACCAUGCCACUGCAGAAUGAAGAGGAUUCUGAGGAUGUUAGGCCACGUGUAGACGGUGCUCGUGGAAAUACAGUGCUGGAGAGGGUGGAAGGAGCUCAGCAGCGCUGGAAGAAACAGGUCCAGGAGCAGCGCAAGACUGUGUUCGAUCGCCACAAGUUACUCAGCUAAGCCCUCAGACAAAGAAAACAACUAAAUGGCUGCACUGUCUGAGAAUAUUUGCAUGGUGGUCUUUCAGUUUCAGCUUUUAUGACAAUAUGAUUAUCAGUGAACCUUCUGCUUGUACAAUAUUAUUAGAAUUAUUAUAGUCUUACCAAGGCUGACUUGGUUGUGUGAAAUUCCUAAACUGAAUCUGUGAAAGCAUAAAGCUGGUAAAAGAACAGUUUAUCCAAAAAAUAAUGUGAUUUAUUUAUUUAUUUAUUUAUUUUUAACUAAUUAUAGAAUACUAAUAGACAUACUCAAUGCAAAAGUCCUCAAGUGUUACUGGGGUGCUGUAUUGUAAUCUUUGGCAAUGAAGUUACAAUAAUAUUAAUUUUUUUGCCUGAUAAAGGGUUAAUUAUGACCAGGCAAUGCGUAUGACUUCCAUUCUUCAGCCAAAGAGUUUUGUAGAUAUUUUUUUCUCCAUCUAUUGCAACGUAUAUCAUUUCUGAUGGUCCAAAAUCUAUAUAGACAGCUUUGGUUUAAUCCACCUGCCCACUUUGACAAAUAAGGGGUACACACUUUAGAAAUUAAUCCUUUCUUUUCUUGGAUUUGUGGAAAUCUGCAAGGUUUUUUUUUCGCGGGGUGAGAUAUUUCUUUAACGUAUAAAUGAAGAAAAUCUGCUCUUAUUUGCAUCAUUCCAAUGAUAACCUUUAUAUUUUUCACACUAAAACUUGAAUAUAUAUGUGUUGUUGUUACAUUGGAAAUACAUUGCAAUGAAUCAGAUUAAAUGUAAAUUUGGGAGCACUGAUGUUGAACUGUACGUAGUCUAAUAUAAAUAUGUUUAGAAUGUGAUUCAAGCUGUUUUAGUUUCAUUCUGUGUUACCAAAUAAUGUGAUAAUUCACUCCCAUUAUUUAUUAUUAUUAUUUAUUUAUUUUUCAUUGUUUGCCAGUUGAUUAUAUCUUUGAGGCAUACAUCAAAAGUAUAUAUUUGUAGUAACCUAAUUUAAAAGUCAAAAUAGUGAAGGAAAUAAGGCUUUAAUUAGUUGGUUCUGUUAAACCGGGUAUCAUAUACUUUCUUUUGAAAUUACUGAUAAUUUUGUUGGACACGUUAAUUCAUAGAAAUUCAAACAUACUGUUUUGUUCACCUCAAAAUGUGAAGGAUUGGCUUGGUUUUAUUUGCUGCUGUAAUAACUGGUUUUCCAGUAUGCAUCCAGAACACUUGCCGCUGUUUUACAGCUAAAACAUUCUUGCUUCUGUAAAAAAUGCACUGAAAUAUUAAAAAUACAGAACAUUGCCAA
Messenger RNA from Danio aesculapii, 2142 nucleotides. RefSeq names its product transmembrane protein 9 (gene tmem9). The transcript is spliced from 5 exons. Bases 287 to 874 code for a protein of 195 amino acids. The record is from RefSeq and is a predicted model, not a curated record. Lineage: Eukaryota; Metazoa; Chordata; Actinopteri; Cypriniformes; Danionidae. Gene Ontology annotation, cellular component: lysosomal membrane.